CCAUGCCUUUGCUGUGGCACUCAAGGGUGGCCUGUGUGGAGUUGUGUUCUGUGGGGAGGCGAAGAAACGAGGGGGGCUCCUGCCUCUGAAACACAUCUCUGUUCCUAACCGUAAAGGGCAGUGAUGUCAUGGCGGUGACGCCAUCUCCUGGGAUGGAUGCAGAUAAGGACUGUGUAGGAGGGUGUUGGAAUCGCUCUCUGAAGAGGUUGGAGCUAAAACAAGCCCUGGUUUUGGCUGGCACUCAAGACAAAUAGAGUUUGAAAGGGGAAAACUAUUCCAGUUUGGUUUCACAUUGAAUUGCGAGCUGGGCUGGAAAGAGGAAAUCGGCUGCCAGGACCUCUGUUCUUCCACCCUCCCCUUUCCCCUCAUUCAAAACUCAUUCUGUCACACACUGGGCAAAGCUCCUCGAAACUCUGGGAAAGAGGGUGGACUUCUCAAGGCUGGGAGAGCAGAGGAAGCCGAAAUGAAGGCGUCUAGUAAACUGCGUGUUGGCAGAGCCUGUCCUGGGCUGGAAUUCCUUUAUCCUUGGUUGCUGAUCUUUGUCCAGUGGUUCGGCAGGUUGUAGUUCCAGCUCAAUGUUGAAGAGGAAAUAAAAGGUGCCCCUCACAGUUGCUGCUCUGCUUUCCCUGUGGAGAUCCAUGUCGCCUCAUCACACCCAGUUCCCAGUGGCCUUUCAGCAUGUCCUGGUUUAGUGGCAUACUGGUGCCCAAAGUGGACGAGCGGAAGACUGCUUGGGGGGAGCGGAAUGGGCCCAAGCGCCAUCGCCCAGCGCUCUGCGGCCCGCGCUACAUGAGCUGCUUGCAGGACCCGGAACUGGAGCGAGGAGGCAGUGGGGGACUUGGGCUCAAUUGUUCGUGGCAGGAGGACCACUAUGGCAAGAAGCAGCCGCUGUCACCUCCACCGCCUGCCAGCGGGGCAGGGGACUUGGGGCUCAAAGCCGUGGACUUGGGCUUUGAGGACAGUGGGGGAACUGCGGCGGAGACCAAGGGGUUCUCGGCCAGGGACUGUGGCCGGCGCCUCCUGCACGUGUUCCGAUCCAAGCGUUUCCAGUCAGCCAAGCUGGAGCGCCUCUACCAGCGCUACUUCUUUCAGAUGAACCAGAGCUCGUUGACUGUGCUCAUGGGAGUCUUGGUGCUGGCUUGUGGCAUCAUGCUGGUAUUCCACUGUGUGCCUGGCAGCCCUCGUGUGCCGUACGCUGCCGCCCUGGCUGUAGCAGCCGCCCUCUUCCUCUCCCUUAUGUUUCUGUGCAACCGGACCAGCUUCCAUCAGGACUGCAUGUGGGCUGUGAGCUACCUAGUCAUCGGGGCACUGUGUGGGGUGCAGGCUCUGGGCACCCUUCUGGUCUCGCCACGAAGUGCCUCCGAAGGGGUCUGGUGGAGCGUCUUCUUCAUCUACAUCAUCUAUACUCUCCUGCCUGUACGCAUGCGGGUGGCUGUGCUGGCUGGAGCCUUGCUCUCGGUGCUUCAUUUGGUCAUCUCUUGGCAUCUAAACAAGACAGACUCCUUUCUUUGGAAACAGCUUGCUGCCAAUAGUUUGAUCUUCCUCUGCACCAAUGUCAUCGGCAUCUGCACUCACUACCCAGCUGAAGUGUCUCAGCGCCAAGCCUUUCAAGAGACCCGUGGUUACAUUCAAGCUCGACUACAUCUCCAGCGAGAAAACCGGCAGCAGGAACGACUCCUUCUCUCAGUGCUGCCUCAGCAUGUUGCAAUGGAGAUGAAAGAGGACAUCAACACCAAAAAGGAAGACAUGAUGUUCCACAAAAUCUACAUCCAGAAACAUGACAAUGUCAGCAUUUUGUUUGCUGACAUUGAGGGAUUCACGAGCCUGGCCUCGCAGUGCACAGCACAAGAACUGGUCAUGACGCUGAAUGAGCUUUUUGCCCGUUUCGACAAGUUGGCUGCGGAGAAUCAUUGCCUGCGCAUCAAGAUCCUUGGGGAUUGCUACUAUUGUGUCUCAGGGCUGCCGGAGCCACGGGCAGAUCAUGCCCACUGCUGCGUAGAGAUGGGUGUGGACAUGAUUGAGGCCAUUUCGCUGGUGCGUGAAGUGACCGGGGUGAAUGUGAACAUGCGUGUUGGGAUCCACAGCGGGCGUGUGCAUUGUGGAGUGCUGGGGCUGCGCAAGUGGCAGUUUGAUGUCUGGUCCAAUGACGUCACCCUGGCCAACCAAAUGGAGGCUGGUGGCAAAGCUGGGCGGAUCCACAUCACCCAGGCAACACUGCAGUACCUGAAUGAGGACUACGAAGUGGAACCAGGGCACGGGGGCGAACGCAAUGCCUACCUCAAGGAGCAUAACAUCGAAACCUUCUUCAUUGUGGGCUGCAGCCAGAAACGAAAAGAGGAGAAAGCCAUCUUGGCCAAGCUGCAAAGGGCUCAGGCCAAUUCCACCGAGGGGCUGGUGCCUCGCUGGGUCCCUGAACGCUCGUUUCCUCGGACUAAGGACUCCAAGGCUUUCCGGCAGAUGGGUAUUGAUGAUGCCAGUAAGGACAAUCGAAGCACCCAGGAAGCCUUAAACCCCGAAGAUGAGGUAGAUGAGUUUCUGGGUCGUGCCAUCGAUGCCCGAAGUAUUGACCAGCUGCGCAAGGAUCAUGUUAAGCGCUUCCUGCUGACUUUCCAGAAACCUGAGUUGGAGAGAAAGUAUUCCAAAAAGGUAGAUACCCGUUUUGGGGGCUAUGUGGCUUGCACCGUGCUGGUCUUCUGCUUCAUAUGCUGUAUCCAGAUUGUCAUUUUCCCUCACUCCGGUCUGAUGCUUGGUGCCUACAUCAGCAUCUUCAGCAUCCUGAUCACCAUCCUUUUUGUGUGUGCCAUCUACUCUUGCCUUGGGCCCUUUCCAGCCACUUUGCAGCGUGUUUCCCGCAAGAUCAUCCAGUCCCGAAUUAACAGCACAAUCACAGGUGUCACUGCCAUCCUGCUUGUGUUCAUCUCAGCUUUCAUCAACAUGUUUGCUUGCAGUCGGCUCCGGCUCCAAGACUGUGUUGCUGGAUUUCUCAACAUGACUCCAGCCCAGGUGGAGCCUUGCCACCUCCAUGUCCUCAACUAUUCAUUGGCAUCAGACACUUUGCCCUGCCAGGGAAAUGGUGCUUCUAACUGCAGCUUCCCUGAGUACUUCACAUACUCAGUGCUGCUGAGUCUGCUGGCCUCCUCCGUUUUCCUGCACAUCAGUAGCCUUGGGAAGCUGGCGCUGCUGGUGGGGAUGGAAGUUGUGUACCUGGCCCUGGCGGAGGGUCCCCAAAGAGUGCUGUUUGACAACUAUGACUUGUUGGUGGUUGCAAACGCCUUCAGUCCAGCAUUCAAUGAAACGCACAGUGCUCAAAACUGUAUCGCAGAGGGCAAAGUGGCCUUGCAGUACAUGACUCCUGUCAUCCUCCUCCUUUUUGCACUGGCGCUCUAUCUGCAUUCCCAGCAGGUGGAGUCCACAGCCCGUCUAGACUUCCUCUGGAAACAACAGGCUACAGGUGAGAAAGAAGAGAUGGAAGAAUUGCAGGCCUACAACCGCCGGCUGCUGCACAACAUCCUGCCCAAAGACGUAGCCGCCCACUUCUUGGCUCGUGAGCGCCUCAACGAUGAGCUGUACCACCAGUCAUGCGAAUGUGUGGCUGUCAUGUUUGCCUCAAUCAGCAACUUCUCCGAGUUCUACGUUGAGCUGGAAGCCAACAACGAGGGUGUUGAAUGUUUGCGGCUGCUCAAUGAAAUUAUUGCCGAUUUCGAUGAGAUCAUUAGUGAUGAACCUUUCAAGCAGCUGGAGAAGAUCAAGACAAUUGGCAGCACCUAUAUGGCAGCUUCAGGGCUGAAUGACAGCACCUAUGACCGUGAAGGGCGCUCCCAUAUCACAGCUCUGGCCGACUAUGCGAUGCGACUCAUGGAGCAGAUGAAAUACAUCAACGAGCACUCUUUCAACAACUUCCAAAUGAAAAUUGGACUAAACAUUGGGCCAGUGGUGGCAGGGGUGAUUGGAGCCCGAAAACCACAGUAUGACAUCUGGGGCAACACCGUGAAUGUCUCCAGCCGUAUGGAUAGCACUGGUGUCCCUGACCGCAUUCAGGUGACAACUGACCUCUAUCAGGUAUUGGCAGCCAAAGGUUACCAGCUGGAGUUUCGUGGAGUUGUCAAAGUCAAAGGCAAAGGCGAGAUGACCACCUAUUUCCUGAAUGGUGGCCCUACCAGUUAGCCUUUGCUGCCAAGGGACCUAUUAAGCUGGUCUUAGGCAGUGUGGGGUCAAUUGGUUCGUUCCCUUUUUCUUUCUCUUGCUCUGUUUGCUCUGGAUUUCAGACAUACCCUCCUAAAAUGCUGAGGGGGGAAAGAAGGCACCCUACAACCUCCAAAGUAGGUUUCGUCUGUGGUGUUGGAAGGAGAGGAACUGUCAGGGGUCACUUUACACCCGAAGAGACUUAUUUUUUAUUUAUUGGGAGCAAAAGCCUACCUUACAGCAUCCCCUUUUGGGUCCUGCGUGGGCACUGAUUUGUAAGUAAGGGAAAGAAAUCCAUUACUGCAAACCUUCUGCUUCUCCUGGGAUGAACUGAAGAACUUGGCAACAGGAACCUGCAGCAGGACUUUUAAGACCUUGCCUGUUCAUAUUUGUGGAUCCAGAAAGCGGAUGUUUGGUUUUAUUGUUUGUAUGGGGGUGGAGAGGGUUUUGUCCUUCUCCCAUUCUCUUGGCCAACAUUGCCUGGAUGUUUUUGAGAGGUGCCCUUUACCCAGACUUUCAGAAAGAGACGCAGCACAGUCCUGGCGGGGAAGCGGCUUGCCUCCCACCCAACACGUCUCGAUUGUGGUGUCCCUCCCUUCAGAAGAGCCACUUUGCCUCUGACUCUUUGUUUCUCUCUUUGACACAUACGCACAUUCACUGUGACAUUUGGGGAUGUGCCUCUUCUUUUGUAGCAAGGGGUCGUUGUUCCUGGGGGUACAGUUCUCAUUUGCCAAAUUAUUUAGUCUGAAGGACCUGUGGUGACAAACACUGGGAGUGUACCCCAAGAAAAAGGGGCCUUUGGGUGGCAUUGGUGGUUUUGAUGCCAAAGAGUAGGCAGGGAGUGGGCUUGGUUCCCUCCACUUCCCCUGCCAUAUCUUCUCCCAUACUUACUUUGAAAGAGUUACUGCUUUGGGCUCCAAUGCCCCAAAUUCCCCACAGCCAGCAUACUUGGGGAUUUGUAGUCCAAAAAGUAACAUUCUCUUUCUCUCCGUGGCAGAAUGAAAGAAGUGUACCCACGCCAUGGAGAGACAACUUGCCUUAGUUUCCUAACAUUAGGGGAAUGUGGUUUUGUCUGUAUCCCCAUUUUUCCACCUUCCUGUAGAAAGGAGCCUCUUUCUCGUUAUGAGAGCCCACCAAGAAAAGAAUUAGCUGUUUUUUCGCAGGGGCUCUGUCCUGAAAAUGGAAGUGGGAGCAAGCUUCUUCCUUUCAUUAUGGUCCUUUUGUUACUAUGUGCCAAGUCUCCCUCCUCUGCCCAUAAGAUUUCUCUCAUUGGUCUUCACCUCAAAUGGUUUGUCCCUCUGGACUCAAUUUCUUUCAGGGUGGAAGGAGAUGGGGUCAGGGAGGGGAAAUCCUCCAUUUUUAAAAUAUAUGUUUACAAACACAUUUGUUCCAGAACAGUUCUUAUACUUUCCCUUUUUUCCUCCUAUUCUCCCAUUAUCCGCUGAGAUACUUGUAUGAACUUGGAACAAGCUGGGGCCUGACUGCAUUUGUGAAUAGUUGCCCUGGACUCCAUCAGUUGUGUAGAGCAGUGGUUCUCAACCUGUGGGUCCCCGGGUGUUUUGGCCUGCAACUCCCAGAAAUCCCAGCCGGUUUACCAGCUGUUUCUGGGAGCUGAAGGCAAAAAAUCUGGGAAUCCAUAGGUUAAGAACCACUGGUGUAGAGGAAGAUGUGUGUGUGCAUGUUAGAAAAACAGAACUUGGGGAAAUUACAUUUUAGGACUGCCUCUCACAGUCCUUCAGCCCAUAACGCCAGUGGCUUGGGGCACCUGAGGUGUGCAGUCCAAAAUCAUUUUUCCAAGGAGAAAACAGGUAAGGCACUUCUCAGCAAAGAGCUAUGUGUGAAAUACAAGUUGAAGAGCAUUUGGCAGUGUGAGUUCAAGAGAAGGAGAUUCCUGCAGUCAUGUUUUCAGCAGAUUGAGGAGGUUCCAUUUCUGUCUGAACAAGCCCCAGUCACCUUUCCGAGGUUUUAAAUGCUUAAAAAAGCUCUGACUCUUUAGUGACAACAGACUGUGCGUAAAAUGUACACGUGAUGAGCACAGGUUUGGGGAAGGGCCACUAUGUGUAGACAUGGGGCAGAUCUUACUAAUGCAAGUUCACCAUCAGAGCCUCCAGCCUGUGGCUGUGCAGAGAAAAGUGGCUUCGAUUUUGAGAAUGCUUUGUUUACUGAUUGUUGCCUUGACUCUAUUUAUGGGUCAGCAGACAUCUCUGAUAGCAAAGAUUUGUAGCCCAUUUCGGUUCUGUCCGUGUUGUUUUCUCCCUUUUCUGGAGGAGAUGACAUUAUGAUGGCUGCAACAAAUGUUUUCUUCCCCUGGAGGGGACCACCUUUGGCCCCUUUCCACUAAUUUCAAGAGGACUCUAUCUUUGUAGCAGCUCUGAACUGAGUGGAUUGCAAGUAUUUGUGCAGAAGAGACCCCUUCCUAUUUUGAGGUUUCCAUUGAAUUUAAUACUGUCAAAAUUGCAACACUUGUCUCUCUCUCUCUCCCUUCUCCCCUUGCUUCCCACCUCAUUUCCACAUGUCAAGUGGGAUUCUCAUACUAAAACAGAGUUUCCUUAAAAACAAAGUUUAUUUUGCUCAACUUCUUGCUAAAAGUGGCACCAGUCAGAAACAUUCAAGCCAUUGGAAAGCAAGAUAAGUCUCUUUGUUGGGUCUCUGUUCUUUUUAAAGCAGAUGAAUGAAGGGGAAAACCAAGUGUUUUUAAUGCAAAAAAUAAAUCCAAAUUAAGUGACUUUUUUAAAGCAAGUUGGGGAAAAACUUUUUUAAAAAAAACAUUCUUGAUGGUUAAGAAAGCUAUUUUAUUGCUUUAAAUGUUUUAACAGGAAAGUUGUUUUUUUUUUUUUUUUUUUUUUAAUGGGCAGCAACUGCCCUGGUGCACAGCCUGUGCGUUAUUGAUGGGGAUUUGCUAUGGGGAAGGAGAAAGGGGAUUGGGAGGGCACCAUCCAAUCCAGAUUUCCCCAUUCCCUUGACAGCUGGUCCUUAAAUGGUUCAGUUGUAUUCCUUGGGGGAGACAUGUGAGUGGAGUGGGCGAUAUGGCACUUAUUUGGUACUCUUUUUCUUUUGUGUGUGUGUACAUAUAUAUAUAAAUAUAUAAAUAUAUAAAUUAUAUAUUAAAGAUCACUUUCUAUUA
Anolis carolinensis (green anole) is the source of this 7306-nucleotide messenger RNA. It is a transcript of the gene adcy6, whose product is annotated as adenylate cyclase 6. Gene Ontology annotation, cellular component: plasma membrane. Gene Ontology annotation, molecular function: adenylate cyclase activity. Gene Ontology annotation, biological process: intracellular signal transduction; adenylate cyclase-activating G protein-coupled receptor signaling pathway; cAMP biosynthetic process. NCBI's taxonomy places the organism in Eukaryota, Metazoa, Chordata, Lepidosauria, Squamata, Anolidae. The transcript is spliced from 23 exons. The record is from RefSeq and is a predicted model, not a curated record. The coding region runs from base 679 to 4164 and encodes 1161 amino acids.